GCAACCGUAGCAAUAGGACGUGUAUUGGUAGUAAAUUCCAAGGACCGCUGAGCAGAACUUGUUCCGUGUUAUUAUUUUAUUGUGAAGUUGGGAAUUCCUUAGAAGAAAGUUGUGGUUUCGUGACGUUUUUAUGGUAGACGAUUCAGUGAUAUAAGCAACGCGGAGCCCGUGAAAUAUGAACAUAAUAUGGUACGGCGUAGUAAUCCUGACAAUAUUGGAAAGAGGCGUAAAUGGACACGGCAGACUUAUUGAACCACCGUCGAGAGCCUCCGCCUGGAGAUUCGGCUUCGACACACCGCAUAAUUACAACGACCACGAGUUGUACUGCGGUGGCUUCACCAGACAGUGGAACAAAAACAACGGGAAAUGCGGCGUCUGCGGCGACGCCUGGGAUAGCCCGAAGCCUCGCCCCCACGAACUGGGUGGCCGAUUUGGCAAAGGCGUCAUCGUCCGCAAAUACGCUCCACAAGACAGCAUCGUCAUUAAAGUCCAGUUGACCGCAAACCACAACGGAUACUUCCAAUUCAGAAUUUGCGACAACUCCAGCGUCAGCGAUCAAGAAUGCAUGGACAAAUACGUCCUAUCUUUAGAAGGCAGAGAAGAUACGAAAUACUACCCCAAAGAAGGGAACAAGGUGUACGAAAUGAAGUACCAGCUACCCGAAGGUUUGAACUGCACGCAUUGUGUUUUACAAUGGAAAUAUAUCGCUGGUAAUAAUUGGGGGACGUGUGAUAAUGGUACAGGAGCGGUUGGAUGUGGGCCACAAGAAGAGUUUCGAGCUUGUGCGGAUAUAGCCAUCGAAGGUCGCUUCACGACCACGACUAAAGGCCCAAGGCCAACGUACGUUUAUCCAAGCAGGAAGCCAGCGACACCAGCACCGGAAGCAUCUGCCGGAAGUACCUGGUACUACGGUCUUGUCAUUGCCAUUAUCACGCUAUUCGUUGCAGUGGCGGUGUUGGCGGGCCUGUAUCUCUAUUACUACAGAGGUGGCAUGAAAAUAAAGGCUCUGUUGAAGUCCAAAGUCCCUAUGCCUGCACCAGUCCCUCCUCCCAGGCAUAAAAGAACAUCUCUAUCAAGAGAAACGCCUCCAGAGAUAUCCGCUCCGAAACUAAUUACUGAAUCGGGCUUCGAAACCGUAGAUCUGAGGGCGAAAUGAUGGCAAAGCCUACCUGUAAGUGUAACCGACACUGCCUUUUUAGUCAUAAAUCUAGAUGUACUGUGUGAUUGAUUGGUUAAGUUUUUGUGGCUGGAAAAGGAAAACUUUUGAAUCUUACAAAAUAAUGAGCUAUUUAUUGACUGUAUGCACUAGAAUAUUUUAGUUAACUUCAUUGGUUUCAAUAACAAUUUAGAAAACAUUAAAUUAUUUUUAUUUAUACUCAAAAAUAAAUUGAGUUUUUUAGAAUUUAAUUAAUGCGUAGCUGCUGAAAAGAUAGGAAUCUAUUUAAACAUAGAUUUUCCCUAUCUACAUUUGAUUCAAAAAGUUUCCAGUGUGAUCUAAAAUGAUAUAAAUGAGAAUUUAGAUGGCUGAGGGCCUUCUUGUGUAAAUUAUAUUUAUGUUCUAAAUAAAAUAUUAAAAUGAA
Molecule: messenger RNA, 1580 nt
Organism: Pararge aegeria (speckled wood butterfly)
Lineage: Eukaryota; Metazoa; Arthropoda; Insecta; Lepidoptera; Nymphalidae
Exons: 2
Coding region: 176-1156 (326 amino acids)
Source: RefSeq, a predicted model, not a curated record